CGUGAUGUGAGCAGUGUAUUUAGUCUGCAGCUUAUAGGACAAGGCGGAGAAAGGUGGGAGCGAGGGCGAUGUCAACCUGGAGAUUUGAUGCGGGUUCGGGUGUAUGCGUCAUCGGGCUAGGCACGCUCCGAUGCCUACACCCGUGCUUCUCAUGGCGGCUGGAGUAUGUUGAAUCAUUGAAACUGCUGCACUGCUGCCCUCUGUACUUUGGCUCACUCCCUGCCGUGUCCUUGCGUGUUUAGCCCAUCUCCAGCAGCCCGUCACACCGGCCAUGAAGUGUUGAUCAUCGCGUCUAGGGCUGGAGCCAAGGCUUGCACGGUCUCGGUAGACGGCUAUCUCAAAAACUCCUUAUUCACUACCCCAAACCUGGUCGGGGGCGGGCUCCACUUUGACAUGGCCGCUGCCCAUGCUCAACCCACGAGUAUCCACGAUGCCAACGACCAGGCUCUCUGGCCCCAGGCCCCCGUGCAACUCGCGCGUGGACGGCAGCCCAGAGACGCGCUCGCGAAGACGGUGCCCUACGGCCCCAUCCGCUCCCUCGACCAAUUCGAGACGUCAUUACGCGAAUACCUAAGAAGCCCGCCAGAAGAGCCUGAGCAUACCGAAGCCCAGUUCGCCUUCGACAUCGACACGUCCUUUGCCGUCCCUUCACCAACUAAGCCGAACCCAUCGCAGCAGCCUCAUCAGGCAACUCACCCGCCUCCGCCGCCGCCGCCCCAACAGCAACAGUCGCACGCCAUACACCAAUACAGCCAUGCGCCGCCCGGCUACCAGCCCGCACACUUUGCUGGCCCUUCGCAGUACCAGUCCCUCUCAGACGCCAGCUUCGCCCUGGGCCACAACUUCACCGAGUCCAUCGAGCCCAACAAUGGCGCGCCCAAGCCGGCGGAGCAGAAAACCGCCCUGAGCAUACGAGAGGCUUUGCAGCCGACAGCGGACCCCAAGGAGAAGAUGCGGAAACAGAGGGCAGUCGCCAAGUGCUGCGUCGACACGAUACAGAAGAUCGACGGAUACCGCUACAGCUUCCACAACUGUUGGAACAGCAGGGAGGACGACAGCUUCCGCUUCUCCUACUACUGCAACGACUCGCUCCUCAACAAGGACCGCGCUGCCAACGGCAAGGGUGCCAAGUUGGGCAAACGUGCGACCAAGCCCGUCUACGACUGUAAAGGCGUCUUGUCCAUCAAGUUCUCGGCCACCAAGCAGACACUCGACGUCUUCUACAAGCAUGUGCCCAUACACAAGACAUACGAGGAACGCGCCCCGCCCCCACGCAAAGACUCCAAGCGGCGCAAGUAUCUCGAGGAGAACGACCCAGAGGCUUUGGCUAGGCUCGCAAGCCGCUCGAGACAGCUGAGCAGUGAGGAUCCAGACACGCCCAGGAUCAAGAAGAAGCGAUCCGACCCUCUGCCCGAGCCUCCAAGGCCAUCCAACACGAUUGAGAGCGACCUGAGACAACAGAGUCUGCGUAUGUUGCUAGAGCUGAUCCAGGUAGAGCCACCUACGCAUUCGCAGCACACGCUCAUUGAGCCUCCACCACCUCCGCCUCCACCACCUCGUCCUCCCCCGCAAAAGCCUCACCCUGGGUCGCGCCCUACACUACAUGUUGAAACGCAAUCAGUAUCAGCACCACAGCGGAAGCGGCCGAGGAACAGUUGCGAUGUCUGCAAGGCUAAGAAGACCAAGUGUGAUGGCAUCAAGCCCAUAUGUUCGACAUGCAACGACAAGAGACGGCUGUGUGUAUACUCUGAGCCAGCGAGUGGCGAAGACCAGCGACCACCUACACAAGCCCCCGAACCGGCAGCUCAUCCCGCUGGCGAAUCCGAGCUUGCAAAGAUCAUGAAGGAGCUCGAGGAAACCAAGGCAAAGCUGAAACAUUAUGAGGCUCGGGAGCGAGCUUCGACUACCCCAAUCCAGACGCCGCAAAUGGCGCCACGACCUCGCUCGCAGCAAUCCCAAGUCCAACAAAAGCCGCCGCCUCCGCCUCCGCAACCACCACAACAAACUCAUGUUCAACAACAGCCGCAACCAGUACAGGUCCCGCAACAGCCUCGUCACCGAUCACAAGUGUCGCAGUCACAGACGUUACCCCAUGUGUCUCAGCAGCAACCGCAACGUCAACAUUCAAUACCAAACCACCGUCAACAACUGCAACAACUCAAUCAAGGUCUGCCGCACGGCGUGAGAAGCCCACAACAACAGCUAGCCUACAAGAUGGGUAGCCAAUCACCCCAACAGCGCCUACAGAACCCGCCGCAACAACUACCGCAGCAGCACCAGCAGCACCAGCAGCACCAGCAGAUUGGGCCUUCACAGCAGUCUAUGACUCCACAACAGCAGUUCCAGGCAGCGACAGCCCAACAAAUGCAAACCACACAGCUUCAGACACAUCAAAACUAUUUUGCAGCCAACCACUCCAACCACUCUCCGUAUGGCACGCUCAAUCGGCCCAUGCCGCAGAACACGCUGCCAGUCAAUCCCAUGGCAUCGCAGCCAAUGGUGACGCAAAACAGCAUGUCAGCACAGACGAACGCGCAUUUACCACAGACGCAGCCUCAACAGCCACCGGCGCCUACCAUCGAUGUAAAUAAUUCGUAUGGACGUCCUGGGGAGUUUGCAUGGGCACCCACUGGGUAUUAUGGAUAUCAAAGUGCGGCACCACAACAACAACAACAACAACAACAACAACAACAACAGCAACAGCAGCAGCAACAACAACAACAACAACAACAGCCACAACAACCACAACAAGACCAAUGGGCUGCGGCGAGAGGGUCAGGUGUUUUUAGAUAAGGACCGGGUAGCCUGGUCCUAUGACGAGGCUACUUAUCACUGUCUUGAGUUGACGAGGAAAUGGCUGCUGUUACAUUGGCGCCAAAUCAUGAUUUAGGAUAUUUUGGCUUUCAGCGAUACGAAUACUAGAUACCCAGGAUAUAUCUUCUUCCAUUUGCGGGAAGAUUGGCACACUAUAUACACGCAUGUUACGAAUUUGAAUGAAGGAAUGACCAUGGUAUAAUUAUGCUUCUGCA
This is a messenger RNA of Alternaria alternata, 3029 nucleotides long. RefSeq lists its product as hypothetical. Bases 394 to 2793 code for a protein of 799 amino acids. Gene Ontology annotation, molecular function: DNA-binding transcription factor activity, RNA polymerase II-specific; zinc ion binding. Lineage: Eukaryota; Fungi; Ascomycota; Dothideomycetes; Pleosporales; Pleosporaceae. The record is from RefSeq and is a predicted model, not a curated record. Gene Ontology annotation, biological process: regulation of DNA-templated transcription. The transcript is spliced from 2 exons.